UGCAGAUGGUACUGUAGUGAAUCAAGGGUUGACGUUUUAGCGCUUCUGUGGGAAAUAAGUUCCAGGGUUACCAAAUGGAAACUGCAAGGAGGUGCUGACUUGCAGCUUCUCGUCAUUUACUUCACUGUUGUCUGUCGUCCACAGUGCCACUCCGGUCUGUUUCCCCAGGGGCAGGUGGAGCAGCCAUGUCCACUGGCUCUGCUGCAAGUGAUGCCGAGGACGACGAGACACGCCACAAAAGGACUACCGCUGCCUUGGAGGCCACCGCGCGGAAAGUCACCUGCUAUAAUCCCAGCCGGUACUCGGAGGAGGAGUUGGAAGACGAAGGUGUUGAGGGGAGGAUCAAGCAGGAGCACAGACUUUCCAAAGCGCACCAGAGGGAAACGCGACAGUCGCAGAGGAACGCGGCUAACGCCAGGGAGAGGGCGAGGAUGAGAGUGCUGAGCAAAGCUUUCUCCAGACUGAAAACCAGCCUGCCCUGGGUGCCAGCGGAUACCAAACUUUCCAAACUGGACACCCUUCGUCUCGCUUCUAGCUACAUUUCCCACCUUAGGCAGCUUCUGCAGGAUGACCGAUUCGAGAGCAGAUUUGCACACCCUGUCAGUCUGACCUGGCCAUUUAUGAUGACAGGAAGGUCAGAGGAAGACAUCUCAUCAUCUAUGAGACUUUGUGGAGCAACAGCUUAGGCGACACGUCUUCACCCACCAAGCUCAAGCUCUUCUGCUAAAACCUGAAAACAACAACAACAAUAAAAACAAAAAGGAGGGGCAUCAGUUUGACCCCGUUUUAACCACAUGCCCUAAACAAUGACUGUGAAUUUAAAACUAUUAUGUUUUACUGUGUGCAUGUUUGCUGAAAUCAGUAUUAUGUCACAUUUACACUGAGUGUAACAUCUAAUCUUCAUUUAUGCUUGAUUUUUUUUGUGUGUAAAAUUUGGAUUUAGCAAACGUCUUUAAUAUCUUUCACCCCAUCAGUCUGUGCACAGCAUAAACUGUUAUAUGGCUGAACACACUUUUGAUACAUUAAACAGUUUCGGCAGCUUGGCCUGUGCAUGA
Molecule: messenger RNA, 1055 nt
Organism: Maylandia zebra (zebra mbuna)
Lineage: Eukaryota; Metazoa; Chordata; Actinopteri; Cichliformes; Cichlidae
Gene: msc
Product: musculin (activated B-cell factor-1)
Biological process (GO): developmental process; regulation of transcription by RNA polymerase II
Molecular function (GO): DNA-binding transcription factor activity, RNA polymerase II-specific; RNA polymerase II transcription regulatory region sequence-specific DNA binding; protein dimerization activity
Source: RefSeq, a predicted model, not a curated record